Gadus chalcogrammus (walleye pollock) is the source of this 2668-nucleotide messenger RNA. RefSeq names its product deoxynucleoside triphosphate triphosphohydrolase SAMHD1-like. Gene Ontology annotation, molecular function: dGTPase activity. The record is from RefSeq and is a predicted model, not a curated record. The transcript has 15 exons. Gene Ontology annotation, cellular component: nucleus. Bases 103 to 1827 code for a protein of 574 amino acids. Lineage: Eukaryota; Metazoa; Chordata; Actinopteri; Gadiformes; Gadidae. Gene Ontology annotation, biological process: dGTP catabolic process.
GAGCAAAUAAAACAUGAGCGCACAGAUUUUAUAGUCCAAGGCUUGAAACAUUGACUGCUAAUGGAGUUUGGAUACAACAUCUAACUAAAGAAAAUCCGUAAGAUGGCAGGAUCUAAUACCAAGACUAAGGAGCCAUGCAAAGUGUUUAAUGACCCCAUCCACGGACACAUUGAACUCCACCCUCUUCUGGUCAAAAUCAUAGACACACCUCAAUUCCAAAGACUGAGGAACAUCAAGCAGCUCGGAGGGGUCUACUACGUUUUCCCCGGAGCAUCUCAUAAUCGCUUCGAGCAUUCCAUUGGAGUUGCGCACCUGGCUGGAAAGCUUGCUAAAUCUUUGAAAGAGAAACAGCCUGAACAGAUAGAUGAGGCUGAAAAGAUCGAGGACAGAGACAUCCUCUGUGUGCAAAUCGCUGGCCUCUGCCAUGAUCUGGGACACGGACCUUUCUCUCAUCUGUUUGAUAAGAAGUUCAUUCCUAAAGCACGUACAGAUUUGAAAAAGGACAAAAAAUGGACGCACGAGAAGGCAUCGCUAGACAUGUUAAAACAUCUGAUUGCUGUUAACAACCUGAAGCCGGUGUUGGAGGAGAACGGGCUGGUGCUGCCAGAGGACCUCGACUUCAUCAAGGAGCUGAUCUUUGGGAAAAUGACCGACCCUGAUCAUCCAGAAAAAGAGCCGAAAUACAAAGGCCGUAAACCGGAGAAGUAUUUCCUGUACGAGAUCGUAUCCAACGAAAGGAACGGCAUCGAUGUGGACAAAUUUGAUUACUUUGCAAGAGACUGCCAUCACCUGGGCAUCAAGAAUAACUUUGACCACGACCGCUUCAUCAAGUUUGCCAAGGUGUUUAAGGUGGACGGGGAGCAGCAAAUCUGUACCAGGGAAAAGGAAGUGGGCAAUCUGUAUGACUUUUUCCACACAAGAAACUCUCUCCACAGAAGAGCUUACCAGCACAAAGUAACAAACAUUGUUGAGACCAUGAUCACAGAGGCCUUUGUAUUGGCAGACAAACACCUGACAUUCGAGGGGAAAGAAGGGAAAAGGAUCAAGAUGUCUGACGCUAUAGAUGACAUGGUGGCAUACACCAAGCUGACUGACAACGUCUUCGAACAGAUCCUCCUUUCUACCCCGGGCGAGCUGGAUGAGGCCAGGGAGAAUGAUGAGCUGGAUGAGGCCAGGGAGAAUGAUGAGCUGGAUGAGGCCAGGGAGAAGGAUGAGCUGGAUGAGGCCAGGGAGAAGGAUCUGAAAGAGGCCAGGGAGAAGGAUCUGAAAGAGGCCAGGGAGAAGGAUCUGAAAGAGGCCAGGGAGAUCCUAACGAACAUCAGCAGUCGUUGCCUCUUCAAGUGUGUGGGCCAGUUCUAUUCAGCAUAUCCAGCUGAGAUCGAGGAUAUGCAUCGGCAUUUGCUAGAUGACCAGAAAAAUCCCCUGGGCAUUAAACUGUUGCCAAAACACCUCAAUGUUAUCAAGAUGGACUAUGGCAAGAAGACAGAGAAUCCCAUUGAUCACGUCCGUUUUUACCGCAAGGGAGACAAGGAGGCCUUCAAGAUCUCCAGGGGCCAGGUGUCCACGCUCAUCCCAAGACACUUUCAGGAGCAGUUGCUACAGGUGUACUGUACGGAGACUGAUGAGGAAAUUCUGGCCACGGCCAGGAAUUUUUUUUUACAGUUGUGCCAAACUGUGACAAGCAAAAAGGUGCCCACGCCCAUCCCAGAAGAAUUUAAGGAUUGGAUUCUACAAGUGUACAACGGUCCUACGAAGAGUCAUGAGAAGACCCAGAUGACGGCCAGGGACUUCUAUGAACUGUGGCUCAAAACUUCGACAAGCGAGUAGGUUUGCUUGCAACUCAGUUUAUCGCUCCAUGUCUUCUUGAUUGAUUCGAUUUUUACAUAAAAGAUAGGGUAGGCAAAUUAUUUUCAAACUAUUAUCUCUCAUAUUUCUUGAAAUUAUUUUUACAUGCCGACAGCAAUCAAUAAAUAAAAUGACCGGACAGAAAAACAAGGAAAUCCGGUAUCUGUGGCGAUCACAAGCCUGUAAUAAGUCUGUCAAAUCAAUUCAUCACACUUGAAAGUGUAUUUGUUUGCAGUGGGUUUUAACUUCAUAUAUGUUCGCUGUACUGAUUUAGUCCCGGCAAUAAAUGGCCAGAAUCAAAGCAGGCUACAGACACUAUAAUGAAUACAUAUAGUCUAAUCUUUGUUCAUGUUUUUUUUGUAAUGCGUUUAAUAUUCAUUUGGUUGAAGUAUUAUUUUUCAUUUUCAAAGUUUGAACAUCUUCCUUAAUAAUAAUAAGAAUAAUAAUAAUAAUAAUAAUAAUAAUAAUAAUAAUAACAACAAUAAUAAUAAUUGUGGGUAGAUUCGUCCUUUGUUUGGGUUACUAAGGUAAACCUACCACAACGCUUGAUACAUUUUGUUCCCCGUGUGUGUGUGUGUUUGUGCGUGGGUUAAAUAUAUAUUCUACUUUCAUGUUUAGUGCUCUUUUCAAAGAUAUAUUAUGAUAUAAGGUUGUAUUUAGGGCCCAGGAAUAUUGUUUAGAGUAUUGCUUGCUGUUCUGCUAAUAAGGUCAACUGAAAAGUAUAUUUUCAAAAGAUAGACAGAGGCUGGGGCAAAAAUUGUGAUAAAUGGUGAUGAAAAAAAUAAACGGCUUUGUCCUCAAUGUCUAAAUGUUUCCUUUGUAA